GUAUUUUUUCCAUGCGCGAAGAAGCUGCGCAGAUUUUAAGAGAUUGACAACAAAAUGCCGUCAGAGGCUCCUCUACAUGGAACACAAACAGAAAAACCUCAGCAUUACAUGUAUUUGAAAGAGUUUCGUACUCAGCAGUGUCCCCUUUUUGUGCAACACAAGUGCACACAGCACCGCCCGUUCACUUGCUUCCAUUGGCAUUUUCUCAACCAGCGCAGACGUCGACCAGUAAAAAAACGUGACGGUAGUUUCAAUUACAGUCCAGAUAUUUAUUGUGCCAAGUAUGAUGAAUCCACUGGUGUUUGCCCAGAUGGUGAUGAUUGUCCCUUCUUGCACCGGACUGCUGGUGACACAGAACGCCGCUAUCAUUUGAGAUAUUACAAAACAGGCACUUGUGUAUAUGAAACAGACUCUCGAGGAAACUGUGUGAAAAAUGGACCUCACUGUGCCUUUGCACAUGGUGCUUCUGAUCUUAGACCUCCAGUUUAUGAUAAAAAUGAAGGACAAGGCAUAGAACUCUUGGAGAAAGCCAGUGACCCAUCACUUUUGACAACCACAUCAAGUAGCAUAGAAAAAGACAAAAUGCCAGCUGAAGAUCCAAGGUGGAACGAUACAAACUAUGUACUAGCUAACUAUAAAACUGAGCAAUGCAAACGCCCACCAAGAUUAUGUCGACAAGGCUAUGCUUGCCCUCAGUACCACAACGUGCGAGACCGUAGAAGAAGCCCGAAGCUUAUGAAAUACAGGUCCACCCCAUGUCCAAAUGUAAAGCAUGGAGAUGAGUGGGGAGAUCCAACGCAGUGUGAAAAUGGUGAUAGCUGUGUCUACUGUCACACACGUACUGAACAACAGUUUCACCCUGAGAUUUAUAAAUCAACAAAAUGCAAUGACAUGGUACAGACAGGCUCCUGUCCCAGAGGGGCAUUUUGUGCCUUUGCGCAUGUGGAACAUGAGAUGACAUCUCAACGUGAAGUAAUAUCUACAACAGAAAACUCUUUAGCAGCAUUUGUUACCAAUGCCUUACCAGACUCAAUAAACACUGAUCUACAACCUCAUUCUAAUUCUUACUCUGAGAAGGUUAGUCAAGAACAGAAUGGCAAGUCUCAUGGCAUCAAAUUGCCAGAUCCUAUUGGCAAAGAACGGGCUAAUAGCAACAGUAGUAACUAUCUUUCAUUAAGUCUAGGUCCGUUAGAUGUGUAUAAUAAAGGAAGAUCCAGUAGUGUUUCCAGCAGCAUUAGUUCAGAUUUUGGCUCAGGUCACUCCUAUCACAAAGCACCAGGUUCUGAGCGAGAAGAUGCAAAUGUAAAAUUAAAACAACAGCUUCAAGCCAUUGAAAAUGACCCUCUGUUGGACAAUACAGAGAAAGCAAGACGAAAAGAAGCUCUCAUUCUUCAGCACACCCGUGGCACCACUGGACUUGGUGUAGGACCUUGCACAUUGUACUCUCCUGUUAGCCAAGCACCUUCGGGGUGUUUGGCCCCCAGCCUUAGCACCAUGUCUCCUCUGGCACCUGCCUUCUAUCCCCCGGCCAAUACUGUAGAGUCAGUAGUAGGCAAUGCUUUGGGUGAUUUGAACAUGGAUGACUUUGACAUUACCAGCAUUGACCGGGAGCUAGAUCGUGAGCGUGACAAUGACAGCAACUCUGUCAGCAGCACCCUGUCAACCAGCUUCUCUGCAUCUGGAGUUUUUUCGUCAUCUGGACCCAUUGGCAUUCCACCCAGUACACUUCAGCAAAGGGGGAGCAUUAGCAGUCUGUCCCAAUCCCCUCCUUCACCUUUUGGAAGUCUGCCUCACUCCACUCUUGCUUUUCAGCUACAAAGAGACUCAUUACAUGACCAGUCUUCAUCUCCAUUGCUGGGUCAUUCCGUUCUCAGCAAGUACCAUGGGGGGCAUAGCUUUAAUGAUGGCAGCACCAUGUCACCACGCAGUGGGGGUCAGCAGUCCCCACUGUAUCCUCAUUUGAGCCAGCAAGGAGUCAACUCCAGCACUAACAAUGGUUCAUCCAGUGAGAUCCAGCGAUUGCGGGAUGAUUUAAUAGCAACACGCAAUAAACUGUCUGAGUGGGAGGGUGUUUACACACAAGCCAAGUGUGCAUGUGAAGCUUGGAGAAAGGAAGCAGAGGAGAGCUUAAAGCGUGCUAAACAUGCUGAAGAGGAAAGACUGCAGGCAGUCAAACAGCGAGAUGAGGCCUUGUCCCAGUUACAAAGAAUACGACAAGAAAAAGGUCCCAUAUUUUUGCAUGGUCUACAAGGAAAACAAGAACUGGAGGCUUUAUCAGUAGAACAGCUGCAAAAGCUGAAACUACAACUACAGCUAGAUCUUAAUGCAUUAGAUCAGUUAAUGGUCCGGAAACUUCAGCGUGGAAGCAGUGUACCUGUAAGCAGUUCCUAGGUUACAUCUGUUACAUACAACACAAAAAACUGGUGUAACACUGUGUCAGUGGUUUUUGAAUGCUGCAGUUUUUGUGCAUCAGGAUGUGUUUGGGCUGUGAGGUGAUUUGGGGUCAUAUUGUGCUGAUUCUCUUCAUCUAUGUGUGUGUGUGCAAAACAUAUCACAUGACUGCAAAAUGCAAGCUGUGGUUCAGCAGGAUUGGCUUGAAUUUGGACUGGAAGCUACAUGAACUGCUUUGUUGUGUGCACACAGGGAAAAAUAGAAUUUGUAAGGCUGAAAAAAGAAAACUGACAUCAGCAAAAAAAAGCAAAUCUUGCACCUCUAUGGUGGAACAUUUCAAGAGUGAAGUUUGGGAGGAAGAAAUGGUUUACUAGCUUGUUUUUAUAAAAGUAUUUAUCAGCUACUAUAUGUGCAUUGCAUAUUGAAUGCAGACUAAGAGAUCUGGAUUUGAGGGGCUGUUAUUACAAAUAUAUGUUUAGAUAAACAAGAAUUUUGUGGAGCCUGGGGAUAGAUAUUGAAAGGCUAUCAUGACCCAGACACAUUAAAUAGCAUCAUGAACAGGUUGUAACCAUAGGGUAGGGGAAGAUAAUUGUGAAACUAUGGAUGUGGUUAGCUUUUGAUGAUGAUGUGGAGCUGUUGCCCUCGACACGAAUGGGGUGCAAGUCAUCAGCGAUGGUAUAACUAUAGAUUUGAACAAUGCAGGAGAUGCUAGGUUGUGCGAAGAUGGUCGCAGUAAUAAACAUGGCUUGCAUCUCAUUCAUAGCAUAAUUGCAGAAACAGGAUAAAUUGCGAUGUGAAAGCUAGAAAGUGGACUUAUAUCCCUGUGUUAAUGUUUUUAAUAUUUGGUAGAACAUAUGCUAAUCUCUAUUAAAUGUGAAAUUUAUUGAUAUACACUAGCCAACAAACAACACUUUCAAUAACUGUAAUGUUUCUUGGCAUGAGUUAAGUUCUGUUUAUUUGCACUUUGCUUCUUACACUUUUUUUUCAUAAAUAAGAAUCAAAUGCUCCUGUAACAAAGAAGAGGAUACAAAAGGCAAAAAGUUAAAGUGACUCUUAAUGUUCUGCAGUUGCUAGAAUUUCCAGAUAAUGGCGAAAGAACUGGUCUGGUUGUACACAUAUUGUAGAGCUUUGCAUAUUCUGAAAUACUGGAGACGUUCAUUAGAAACUGCCAGGUGGUAGGAGAAAGUCUGAGAUCAUUUAGCUUGAGUUUGUGCCCCCACCACCCCCCAACUUCUCCAGUCUCUUUUUGCUAAAUUUGAUGCAAGGAAUAAAUAGAAAAUGUAUAUGAGUUACUGCUUUUUUUUUUUUCCUGCUAUCCUUACAUUGUUAACUUAAAAUCAUCACAAAAAGAGGACGAGGUUCAGCAAAAGGGGCUACAUAGGAAGUUUCUUUAAAGGAAGAUGGACUUAAAAUGUCUGUGGCAGGUGGUAUUGCAGUCUUUAGUGAGUAGUGUUGUCUGAAUCUAGUAUUCUGAGGAAAAGAGAGGUUCCACUUGUAAGAAUUCAUUGACUAAUUCAAAAUAAGCAUCACCCUUGCAUAUAUCAGUUUUUCUAAUCCUUGACUUGAUUGCAGUCAUGUUUGCAUUAUUAAUGGCAGACCUCUCCAUCUUCUGCAGCUGCUGUGGAUUUUGUAGUGUUGUGCAUUUUGCUGAGAAUGUUUGCUGGGACCAUAUUUAGUGGAAUGUGCACUGAUGUCAAAACCAUACCAUACCUUUGAGCAUUUUAAUUCAGAAGGAUUUUGAGCAUUUACAGUGCUUUUCAAAGACAAAAUUGACAUCUUUCCCCUUAUUUCUUUUUUUAAAACGUGUAAGUCAGAAGGAACAUGCUGCUGUUCGUGUGCCUUCAGUUUUCUAAUUUAACCUCUUGCCCCCAUGUAAACUCCAUGCAGUGAUUUCUGGGUAUUCAGGACGAAUAAUUCUGUUAUCUGCAAGAGCAAGUGAAAGGUAAUUUUCAGCUGAAACUUUCAUGGUAAUGGCCUAUAUUCUAACAAAUUGGGAUAGUUCUUUUAAGAAUACAAGUGUGAUUACUGCUAAGUUGAACAUAAAUGUGGAUACUUAUGUGGAAAAUUACUUGAGACUUAUGGAUGACACAUGACAUGGAUGGAAAUCGUGUUAAACAGUGUUUACCAUUGAGUCAGAUCUUAUCAAGGUGAUUGUUAAAAAAGUUGUGACUGAUGCAGCUUCUAAAAGUGAUGAAAACAACACUUUGUGUAUUCCAUUAAGAUACAAGUGUAGCAGAUCCAUUAUAGGUUUUUAAUUAGAAGUGAAUUGCACAAAUAUGUAGUACCAUUCUUCAUAUGCAUGCAAAAGCUAUGGGAAUUAAUCGCAUUUCCUCAUAAGAGUAUAUUAUAGGUUAUCUUGAUAAGUUUUCUUGGCAGUUGGAUGUUAAUGCUGUUUGAGUAUUGGGUAUUGUUUUUGACACUAAUAGUGGUAGUAUUCAUACAUCUUGUAAAUCACUGCUGUAAAAUACACAUUUAAGGUAUGGAAGUGGUUCUUUGAGAUUCUAUAAUUGUCUCUUUUUCAUAUUUGGUAUUUAUUUUCUGUUAUAAACUACUAAAAAAGCUAAAAUGUUGAGGAGACAUUAAAAAAUGCAGUCAUUCUAAGAUACCAAUUUUGAUUGCAUUUUUAUAUAGUCUUUGCUUCUUGAAAUGACUUGCAUGUAUGCUUUAGUCAUAAAAUAUAUGGGUUGUUUUAUCAGUUAUGAUAUUUAAGUUCUUGGUAGAUAAUAGGCUUUAAACUGUUGCUGUUUAUCCAUGGUAAAGAUAAAGUUAUGAGAGAAUUAUUCAUCUUUUUUUGCGGAGUGGGGGUCCUUGACUGGCACUGAUGUCACAAAUGCUGGACAGCCAUGAGUUACUAUUUCUUCAUUUCUGUGCUCCAUUGUUAGCAUGAUGCUUGCAUUUACUUAGUGCUCAUGCAAAUGGUGUGACGAUUAGGCAAAAUAUUUUGAAAUGUUCGUAUUAAAAACAGUAUGUAUUACCUCUCAUUUGUCUGUGAUAAAGUUUAACAUUUGCUUUAUUAUUUUUGUGUUGCAUUUCUUUGCAGGUGGUGUUUGAUCUAAUCUAACAUCAAUUUUUAAGUUUGUGGUUUUGUAGAAAACUAUUGGAAACGUCAUGCAACAAACAAGUAUUAAGUCUUUUGUUUUGUACUAAUUUCUGGAAGAAUUUUUAUUUUUUUUUUUUUUUUUUGAUAUAACUUUCAAAUUCUACAGUUUGAAUUUUUUUUCAUUGAAACCAUUUGAAAAUACCUUCUAUUCAGUGUUUUCUGAAACAUGCUGCAGUUGAAAAAUUGGUUUUCUUUCUGUGUAUUUUAGAGUUUGUCUAGUUCAGUGUAAUCUUAGUAAUGUAAAACAUUAACCUCACCACAGCAACCUAGAUGUUAAACUGUUUACACUACUUGGGGUUUAUAUUGAACUAAUCACCUCCUAGACAAUACGCUGUCUCAAGAUAUGUGGUUUGCCCUUGUGGUCAGCUGAAGAGGUUGUGUUUAUAAAACCAACUUUCCCACACAUUCUUCAAACAGACUGCCAAUCACCGCCUGUGCUGACAUUGAACGAAACAAUGUGCAGUGAAAUAAAUGAGGUCUCGAUCUGGGGAUCACAGAGACCUGUGGUGUUCAUCCUAAUCAAAAAUCACCUUACCGUUUGAAUGCCUGUGUACUGAGAACUGUCUGCACAGUGUGUUGAGGCCUUUUUUCUUCGUGAAAUGGACCACUGGCUAUUUCGUGAGGGUCUGCCAAUGACUAGAUGUUUCACUGUUGGUAGUUACCCCUGUGAGCAAAGUAAAACCAGAUGUGCGCUUAUAGCACACAAAAGCACUUUGGGAAGCUGCAAGUUAAUUUCGUUUUGUGUUAACAAUCCUGUUUUCAGACUUCUAGUCAACUUUAUAGUUAUUUUUCUAGGAUUUGAAAAAAAAUAUUUAUUCUUUUAUUUAGUAUUUUAGUAAUAUCUUUUAUCAUGUUUUAACAGAAAACACACACUAUUGCAUGAGUGUUUACUGAUAUUGAACUAAUUGUGUCAGAUACACCAAUGUGUCGUACACAAGUAGAUUUUAUAGAGUGAGCUACUCUUCCUCUUACAAACGCUGAUUCAUUUUACAGAUUUCCUAUUCCAUGUACUGCAAACGAGGAAGAAACUUGUUAGAAGUCUGUCAAGAGGCUUGAAAUAGUUGCUAGUUGUGUGUCAACAGCCACAGAUGGGAUUGUGUGACCUUGUGUGUCAGAAAGCAGGAGGUUUUGUGCCUGUUCGAUUGCCACACUCUUUUGUUUCUGAUGCCAGUGUUUGCAGCAUUCAUGUCAUCAGUUUUGCUUGUAUUGACUGACUGCUGGACUUAGCAGACUUCAUGACACUAAGUGCCUUUUGGAAGGAAAAUACACCAAUACUGAUUUGUUACUUCAUACACUGAGCUUUUGGAUACCCUUUGCACAUGUAUGCAUGAAUGAUACAUCAUGCCUUGGUCUGCUUUUAUGCAUGCACAUAAAUAUAAGAACACUUGUAAAUCAGAUUUUUUAAUAUGUUAGCUGCUAUAGUUUGUGGACUCCUUUUGAUGUUGAUUGAAACUUGCUUGAUUGUACUGUUUCUGUGUUAUAUCCAGCUAAGUAAUUUUCAACACUAAAAAUGUUUGUUCUCCCAACUACCACCAGCCAUUUUCCAUCUGUUGCAGACUUGCUUUAUGUACUUGAUUUUGUUUUAAAUGCAUCAUUUUAAAAAUUAAUAUUCUGACCUAUAACAUUUGCUUUGCUGAUUUGAACACUUGUACCUGUUGGCGUCUUUCUUGUAUAACACUUUGAUAUUGUAUUGCUUGCUACUGUUCUUUGGAAUUUUUUGUUGUAAAACAGUUUUAAGUAGAAGACUUUGACAUUGAUGCAAAGUUAUCCAAAGAAAUCAGCUAUAAAAUAUUUCCUGCUUAUAGGAUGAAAAAAUUGAUCAGCCUAAAUAGCCUGAUCUUAAUAUCAUGUUUCUGGUACCCGAUAAUCACAUUUUUUGCUUGUACCCUUCAUACAUUUAUGUUGAUCCAUUUUUGUUAUACAAAAAAUAUUGUUCAGAGAAUAGUGAAAUAGUAAACUAUAUUAAUUUCUAAGUAGUUUGUGGUAACCUAUAGGGUUUAUUUUUCCUUUGGGGCUUGUCUGGAUUUGAGCAAUAUUUUUUGUUUUGUUUUUUGCCUUCAACUUGGUUUGAAUGUGAUUAGAGAUGUCACUGUAGGUUUCUCCGAAUAACCAUUUGUUUACUUUGAAAAUGUUCCUUAUUGAAGUUUUUCUGUUGCUAGGAGGGCAUUUUAGAAAUGUCACAGAUUACUGGGGUUAGGUGCUGCUGUAGGAAGUCAUUAUUUUGUCUUUUUGAAGUGUUAUGUGUGAUGGAAAGUUAUCAGUUUCCUAUCUUGGUUACAGCUUUUAGAUUACUUUUUUCUGGGGGGAGGGGGGAAUGGAGUGGGAAAAAUUCUAGGGGUUUAAACAAGAAUGUUCUGCCUUGGAGUUGACCAUGCCAAGGGGCGUUUUUGAGGUCAUUCUCUCUAGCCAACAGCCAUCGUUUACAGUUACCCUGUGGAUUGAUAACCUCAUGCUUCAUCUACUUGCAUCGGCUUAUUGUGUGAAUGAGAGAGGGAGACGCAAUUUUGCCUUUAGCUUGGAGACAAUGUGACGGCGGACGUACUUAGCCGCUUCUCUCCAGGCCGAGGCAAAUAGAAAACUGGACCAGGAGCUACUAAGGGGAGGAGAGGAUAGCGUAGGUGUACGUACCUGGGCUUUCACCUCGUAGUGUGUUUACUUUUUUCCUUAAUAUCUUUUAGCAUUUUUGGUUGCAGUUGCCUGUGUAUGUGUCGUAACUUCCUGUGGUUGGGGUAACCACACGAUGCAUAUGCACGAGUGUGCACAUGAGCUAAGCAAAGCCAUUAUUUCUCCAGUUUGAUAUAAAUGUAUACAAUAAUUUUCCUAGAAACAGUAGUAUUCGCUGCCACACGUCUCGAUCAAAGUUUGUGUGAAAGCUUGAUCAAGAGAGAGAGAACAGACGCGGUUGUAAUGAUGUGUGCAGGAAUGAAAGGAUUAAUUUCAAGUAUUACCAGGUAUGUUUUGUUGUGGGAACACUCCUACCUGUACAAAGCAAUAAUCUGUAUGGAGUCAUCACUUUGUACGUGUUUGUUGAAGUGGUUGUGCUCUUUGCUGUUCUACACCAUCGUAUUCUUCAAUCAGGUAAAAUUUGAACCCUAUGUUAUUAUCUUGUGUUAAGAUGGCGUUUCUUGUAUAUGUAUCAUGUAAGCUUAGCGCUUUUAAAAAUUGAUUUACUUAGAAAACGUUUACAAGCGUGAAGACUAUGUAAUAUACAAAAUUUGUGUCUGGAUUUUGUACAAUGAAAGACAUAAUGCAGCCAUAUUAUAGACUACUUUAAAAUUAUGCCAACGGAUGAAAGACAAAGAAAAUAAACUAUAAAUAAUUAAAAAAA
Messenger RNA from Pomacea canaliculata, 8819 nucleotides. RefSeq names its product RING finger protein unkempt homolog. Bases 55 to 2391 code for a protein of 778 amino acids. NCBI's taxonomy places the organism in Eukaryota, Metazoa, Mollusca, Gastropoda, Architaenioglossa, Ampullariidae. Gene Ontology annotation, molecular function: metal ion binding. The transcript is spliced from 15 exons. The record is from RefSeq and is a predicted model, not a curated record.